Messenger RNA from Poeciliopsis prolifica (blackstripe livebearer), 2989 nucleotides. It is a transcript of the gene tpp1, whose product is annotated as tripeptidyl peptidase I. The transcript is spliced from 13 exons. Gene Ontology annotation, biological process: proteolysis; central nervous system development. Gene Ontology annotation, molecular function: serine-type endopeptidase activity; tripeptidyl-peptidase activity. The record is from RefSeq and is a predicted model, not a curated record. Bases 82 to 1758 code for a protein of 558 amino acids. NCBI's taxonomy places the organism in Eukaryota, Metazoa, Chordata, Actinopteri, Cyprinodontiformes, Poeciliidae.
GCGUCACGUGACUCUGUGCAGCCGCUCAUUAAAGAGGACACAAGCUGACUUUAAACAGCAGCAGCAGCAGCCAAGGACACCAUGAACACAAUAUUCUCCUUCUUGGUGCCUUUGCUGCUCGGCUCGUUGGUCUCCGGCGGGUUCCUCGAAUAUGACCAAAAUGUCAUACUCCCUCAGGACUGGACCGAAGCAGGUAGGGUGGAUCCUUCAGAGCAGCUGGAGUUGACCUUUGCCCUGAAGCAGCAGAACGUCGACCUUCUGGAGGAAACGCUCAGACGGGUGUCGGACCCCGACUCGCCUCAAUAUGGAAAACACCUGAGUCUGCAGGAAGUCUCCUCUCUGGUUCGUCCGUCUGCGAUGACCCAGAAGGUGGUGCAUCGCUGGCUGCAGACUCACGGGAUUUCAAACUGCCGGACGGUUCGCACUCAGGACUUUUUACAGUGCACCAUGACUGCAGAGGUUGCAGAGGCUCUUCUUCCAGGAAGUAGAUUUCACCGUUACGUCAGAGACGAUCUCUCCAUCGUGAGAUCUUCCAGUCCGUAUUCAGUCCACGAUGAGAUUCACCAACAUCUAGAUUUUGUCGGAGGCCUUCAUCGUGUCCCGCCUCGAGGACAGGACGCUAACAGGAAGCGGCCGCGCUCCAAGGCAGGGGCUCACCUCGGCGUGACGCCAGCCGUCCUGAGAACUCGCUACAACCUGACGGCGACUGACGUGGGAUCAGCUGUGAACAACAGCCAGGCCGUCGCUCAGUUUCUGGAGCAGUACUAUCACCCAGCCGACCUGGCCGAGUUCAUGCUGAUGUUCGGCGGGACCUUCCAGCACCGCUCCGAGGUGGACCGGGUCGUCGGGACCCAGGGAGGCGGGAAAGCGGGCCUGGAGGCCAGCCUGGACGUGGAGUACAUCAUGAGCACCGGAGCAAACGUUUCCACCUGGGUCUUCACCAACCCAGGUCGACAUGAGACCCAGGAACCUUUCCUCCAGUGGAUGGUCCUGCUCAGCAACAUGUCUGACCUGCCCUGGGUUCACACCAUCAGCUACGGCGACGACGAGGACAGCCUGUCCGCAGCCUACAUGACGCGCAUCAACACGGAGUUUAUGAAGGCCGGGGUCAGAGGUCUUUCUCUGCUCUUUGCCUCGGGUGACAGCGGCGCUGGAUGCAGACAUCUGGGGAAAGAAAACACCUUCAGGCCCAGUUUUCCUGCCUCCAGCCCCUAUGUGACCACAGUUGGAGGAACUACCUUUAAAAACCCGUUUAAAGUAACUUAUGAAGUCGCACAUUACAUCAGUGGAGGAGGAUUCAGCAACAUCUUCAAGAUGCCUGACUACCAGAUCAGCGCGGUGGAGGGUUACCUGAAGAGCGUGAAGGCGACUCUUCCUCCUCAGUCGUACUUCAAUACGAGCGGCAGGGCCUACCCGGACAUGGCUGCCCUGUCUGAUAACUACUGGGUGGUCAGCAACAGAGUGCCCAUCCCCUGGGUGUCCGGAACCUCGGCGUCGACUCCUGUGGUUGGAGGGAUGCUGUCCCUCAUCAACGGCCAGCGGCUGUCCAAGGGCCUGCCUGCGCUCGGCUUCCUCAACCCGCGCCUCUACAAGCUGAAAGGACGCGGCCUGUUUGACGUGACUGAAGGGUGUCACCUGGGCUGCCUGGACGAGAAGGUUCAGGGUAACGGCUUCUGCGCCGCCCCGUUGUGGGACCCGGUCACCGGCUGGGGGACGCCCAACUACCCCGCGCUGCUGGCUGCCCUGCUGUCCCAGUGAACAGAACCGACCCGCCGGAGCCGGGGAGAGAAGCUGCUGCACCCGGAUCAACCCGGUCAGGUUUUUGGUGCCAAAGGCGGGACAGUGGAGAGGCCAUACUUUGGAUUGCUGCUGCUGAUUUCUCCAUUUUUAAUGAAUCAUCAUUCAAGUUUCCUAUUAAUCUGGGUUAAAAUCAGGUUCUUCCAUUUAGAGUUGGAUCCGCCAGGGAAUUAUUUUUAAAGCUUUACUGCUGUUGCUCUUUAUUUGCAAUUCAUGCAUUUUUACUAAACAGUAUUUUCCCAAAUUUGGGGAAAACAUGCAGCUUCUAUUUUUCAGGGAUCCUUUAAAUUUUAUGCAGAAAUUGUAGUUUAUUACUAGAUAAAAUGCACUGGACUCAAAUAUUAUAUCAGAUCAAAGUUCUUAUUUUAUCUUUCUUUAAUUCUAACAAAUGCAUGCAGUUUGUCCUUCAUAUCACUGAGAUAAACAGGAACACUAUUUGUGGCUUAACAGGUUCUUCAAUGUAAUUCUGCUGGCUAUGAGAUAAUAAAAAUGCAGUCAUGUGUGGGUUUGACAGUGACUCAGCAGUUUUACCCACAAUGCACUCUUUGCAAAAUCACAAAUCAAAUAAAUUAAAAUAAAAAUGUGAGGCUUUUUUUUUUUUUAUUGUAUUGUGUCGGAAAAACAUCCAGAAGAAAAAAAUUAAAGAUUUUUUGAUACUUUAAUCAGAAAUGUCUGUUUUUUAAAUUUAUGUUGGAGUUUUGAUGUUUAACUGUUCAAAAAGACAAACAAAUGAAGAGAUUAUGAGAAAAAUGAGAAAACAGAUGAACCUCAAAUAUGAACUGAAUUUUGGUAAUUCAAUUAAAAAAGUUGAUCUUGUAAAUUAUAAUAAAUCAAUGUAGAAAAGAAAAAAUGAGCUCAGUUUCAAUUCAGAUUUUUUUGUUUAGAGACUUUAUAAUCCAUUUUAUUUGUAAUUUUGUGCAGAUUUUGUUUUUGUCAUAGUUUUAGCUUCAUGGGUUUCAUUUAUUGAUUUCUUAUUUUGGUUUUUUAAAAUAUCUUCCAGUGUUCAAUGGGUUUUACAAAAAUAAAGGUUUUAUCUUUCAGAGCAAACUUGCAUUAUUAUACCAUUAUCAAUAUAUAACUUGAAAAUUCUUAAAAUAUUAUUGGACAGUUAAUCCUCCAGGAAAUGUUAAAAUUCAAAUUUUCUGAGGAAAUCCGCUUUGAAUCAAUCUUUUGAAUAAAACUUUAAAUCUUU